AUGCUGUUCAACGCGCUCCGCACACGCGCCUCGAUGGCCCGGACGCUGGUCCGCGGCGUUCCCGCUCAGAAGCGCUACCUCUCGAUCCACGAGCACCUUUCCAUGGACAUCCUCUCCAAGUACGGCAUCGCCGUGCCCAAGUACAUCGCCGCCAAGACACCCGAUGAGGCGUACAAAGCCGCUCAGUCCUUUGGUGGCAAGGAGAUCGUCAUCAAGGCGCAGGUGCUUGCUGGUGGUCGAGGCAAGGGUCACUUCGACUCGGGUCUCAAGGGUGGUGUUCAUCUGAUCAAGACGCCUGAAGAGGCGCGCGAUCUGGCGGAGAAGAUGCUUGGCAACCACCUCAUCACCAAGCAGACUGGUGCCGCCGGUCGACUCUGCAACGCCGUCAUGAUCGCUGAAGCGCGUCCGCCGCACCACGAGUACUACGUCGCGGUGCUCAACGACCGUGCUACCCAGCUUCCCGUGUUGAUCGCCUCGAACCAGGGUGGUAUGUCGAUCGAGGAUGUUGCUGCUGAAAACCCGGACGCGAUCAUCACCACGCCCAUCGACUUUGAGAAGGGUCUGAGCAACGAUGAUGCUCUGGCCAUUGCCAAGAAGCUCGGCUUCACCUCGGCCAAGCAGGAGAAGCAGGCCGCCGAGACGUUCCAGAAGCUCUACCAGCUGUUUGACGAGAAGGACGCGACGCAGGUCGAGAUCAACCCGCUCGCCGAGUCCAAGGACGGCGAAGUGCUGUGCAUGGAUGCCAAGCUGGGCUUUGACGAAAACGCAGACUUCCGCCAGCAGGACGUUUUCGAGCUGCGCGACACCACCCAGGAGGACCCCGACGAGGUCGACGCCGCCAAGUACGGCCUCAACUUUAUCAAGCUCGAUGGCAACAUUGGCUGCCUUGUCAACGGAGCCGGUCUCGCCAUGGCUACGAUGGAUGUGCUCAAGCUCAACGGAGGCAACCCCGCCAACUUCCUCGACGUCGGAGGCACCGCUUCCGCCGCUAGCGUCAAAAAGGCCUUCGAACUCCUCCUCAACUCCAAGGACGUCCGAGGCAUCUUUGUCAACAUCUUCGGCGGCAUCGUCAGCUGCAAGAAGAUCGCAGAGGGCAUCAUCCAGGCCACCCAGGAGCUCGACAUGAGCAUCCCUCUGGUGGUGAGGUUGCAGGGCACCCACGAAAAGGAGGCCAAGGAGUUGAUCAAGAAGUCCAACCUCAAGAUCUUUGCCUUUGACGGUCUUGAUGAGGCUGCUGCCAAGGCGGUGGAGAGCGCUCAGAAGGGUACUCUUUAA
Molecule: messenger RNA, 1275 nt
Organism: Kalmanozyma brasiliensis GHG001
Lineage: Eukaryota; Fungi; Basidiomycota; Ustilaginomycetes; Ustilaginales
Product: ATP-grasp fold, succinyl-CoA synthetase-type
Exons: 1
Coding region: 1-1275 (424 amino acids)
Biological process (GO): tricarboxylic acid cycle; succinyl-CoA metabolic process
Cellular component (GO): mitochondrion; succinate-CoA ligase complex
Molecular function (GO): ATP binding; metal ion binding; succinate-CoA ligase (ADP-forming) activity
Source: RefSeq, a predicted model, not a curated record